Molecule: messenger RNA, 1836 nt
Organism: Fusarium vanettenii 77-13-4
Lineage: Eukaryota; Fungi; Ascomycota; Sordariomycetes; Hypocreales; Nectriaceae
Exons: 5
Biological process (GO): proteolysis
Cellular component (GO): cytoplasm
Molecular function (GO): calcium-dependent cysteine-type endopeptidase activity
Source: RefSeq, a predicted model, not a curated record
CGCUCAAAGGUUACACCCCAGCAUGUGAUUGACAAGUUCUGGGGCAAAUUCACCACCAAGAACCCGGGCAAGGCUACGACUGUCAUCCCCUCCAACACCUACAUCCAGGCUGCUGCCAAGAGAGGCAACAGAGUCACCGCCAGCACCACAGAUGCUUCUUAUGAAGAGGCUGCGGCCACGUGCCGUGCCAAGGUUGAAAAGAUUGUCAAGGAGUGUCGUCGCAUCAACAAGAAGUAUCGCGACCCCCACUUUGACAUUGAAGCCGAUCUCAAGUUUGGCCAGAAUGACUGCCUUCAAUCGCUCUCAAACGUCGAGGACUACACACCUGGCCUUGACAUGCAGCCUCAGAGCGUCAAGCGUGUCGGUGACAUCUUUGACAAGCCCUGCUUCUACAUUGAUGGACCUACUACGAGUGACAUUAGGCAGGGCCGUAAUGGUGACUGCUGGCUCAUGGCUGCUCUUUGCACUCUGAGCAACAAGCCUGGUCUCAUUGAGAGGCUUUGCGUUGCUCAUGACCAAGCUGUCGGUGUCUAUGGUUUCGUCUUUUUCCGCGACGGCGAGUGGAUCUCGGAGAUUGUCGAUGACUAUCUCUAUCUGACCAAGCCCGACUAUGACGAGAGCUAUCUGGAUCGAGUCUUGUUUGAUAAUGUUGAGCGACUUGACCCAGAGGAGGCAUACCGCCGGAUCUAUCAGUCCAACAGCGGCUCUCUCUACUUUGCACAGUGUCAGCAUCCCCAGGAGACCUGGCUGCCCCUUCUCGAGAAGUGCUAUGCCAAGGCCCACGGAGACUACGCCGCCAUCGAAGGUGGCUAUGGUGGUGAGGGUAUUGAAGAUCUCACUGGUGGUGUCAGCAGUGAGCUCUUUGCCAAUGAUAUAUUAGACAAGGAUUACUUCUGGAAUGAGGAACUCCUCAAGGUGAACAAAGAGUUCCUCUUCAGCUGCUGGACUGGCGUCUGGGGCAAUGGCUGGGGCGACCGAAAGGGCAUCAUCGAGCUUCACGCCUACUCGAUCCAGAAGGCUGUCGAGAUUGACGGAAAACGUCUGCUCAAACUCAAGAACCCUUGGGGCAAGGGAGAAUGGAACGGCCCGUGGAGUGAUGGAUCCAAGGAAUGGACCCCCGAGUGGCUUACCAAGCUCGACCACCGCUUCGGCGAUGACGGAGACUUUUGGAUUUCGUACGAGGACCUUCUUAGAAAGUACCAGUCCUUCGAUCGAACCCGUCUGUUCACCCCUGAGUGGCGCGUCACUCAGGUCUGGACUACUCUCUCCGUCCCCUGGGCUCUCGACUACCACGACACCCACUUCUCCUUCACUGUCACCAAGCCAGGCCCCGUCGUGAUCGUCCUGGCCCAGCUCGACGACCGAUACUUCCGAGGUCUUGAGGGCCAGUACCGCUUUGAGCUGGCCUUCCGUGUUCACAAGGCUGGCAAGUCUGACUAUGUUGUCCGCAGCCAGACACCCUACCGGAUGACACGAUCCGCCAACGUCGAGCUUGAACUCGAGGCUGGCGACUAUGAAGUCCGCGUCAAGAUCAACGCCACUCGCAACGAGUCACUCUUCCCCAUUGAAAAGGUCAUCAAGCAAAACGCCAAGUCUCGCCGUGAGAAGCUCCUGCGGAUCGGUCUCACCUACGACCUCGGCCACUGCAAGGGCCGAUUCGUCGAGACCGCCGAGGAAAAGGCAGCUCGCAAGGCGCACGAGGCGGAGCUCAAGAAGAAGAAGAAGGACAGAAUCAGGAAGAAGCUCAUCAAGGACCGAGAGGCGGCUCACUACUUGGCCACCAAGGAGUGGGCGUGGGCAGAGCACAGACGACUGAAGAAGAGGGAGAAGGCUAAG